GUCACACUUUGCCAAAAGAAAUUUAUUAUUAUAACGUAUACGUCGCUCUCGCUUAAGAAUUUCGAGGUAGCGAUCGCUUUCGAAAGAAUAUUUGUGCAGCUGCUUAACCGUCAAGUGCAUUUAAAAGCCUAAAAUAAUGAGUAAACCGGGCAGUGCUCCUCCGCAGUUCACCUAUGUUCCGCCCCCAUCGGCCCCGCCCUCCUACCAGGAGGCAGUGGGCGGGGUGAAGCCCGUGGGUCCAUAUACGCCCGUUGUGGCCCCCGCAACCACCGCGAAUACCACUAUUGUGACCACGGUGGUGCCCAUCAGCCGCACAUCAACACACAUGAUCUGUCCAUCGUGCCACGCCGAAAUCGAGACGACCACGCGCACCGAGCCCGGAAUGAUUGCCUACUUGUCCGGAUUUUUGAUUGCCCUAUUCGGAUGCUGGCUGGGAUGUUGCCUAAUACCUUGCUGCAUUGACGACUGCAUGGAUGUCCACCAUUCGUGCCCCAAUUGCCGGGCGUAUUUGGGUCGCUUCCGUCGAUAGGAUCGCCUCGUAUAUGUGUAGAAUCCAAUGCGGUUCCGUGGUGUAGUUUUACUUUAAGCAAGCGUUUUUGCCUUUAUUUAUUUAAUUGUAGUAAUGUCAUUUGGAUUCCACAGCGAAGGCAGAUGGAACCAGCCAUGGCUUCCCUUAAUCUAAUAUCUAAUAUCCUGCUAAAUUGCUCCGUCGUUUCUAUAUUUUGGUUCGCCCAUACUCUUUAACUGUUACGUGUACGUUUCUGCCACGCUAAUGAUAGUAAUACGUGUACAUUAAUCGAUCCAGCGCUUCGCCGACAGGACAACUACUACGAGAAUUAAAUAAUAAAUCCGCUUUUCUAUGUACAAUUAAAUAUGCGAGCACUUUUAUGUCGCUUGUUUUGUCCAUGUUUCGAAAAACAAGCCUUUAAAUAUUUGCACAAAUUGUAAAUCGAUUCAAAAUCGCACAUACACAAAAGACAAAAUACAAGAUAUUUUUGUAACAAUUUGUAAAAGUCUCAAGCGAGAGUGCAUAUUGUAUACUUGAAAGCUAAUAUCUGUAAUUAAUAAUCACCAAAUCUUUAAUACUGA
This is a messenger RNA of Drosophila elegans, 1089 nucleotides long. RefSeq names its product LITAF domain-containing protein. The record is from RefSeq and is a predicted model, not a curated record. The transcript has 3 exons. Gene Ontology annotation, molecular function: zinc ion binding. Lineage: Eukaryota; Metazoa; Arthropoda; Insecta; Diptera; Drosophilidae. The coding region runs from base 137 to 529 and encodes 130 amino acids.